UUCGGGGGAACAAAGAUUCAAGAGGUCCAAACGGAGUCCUACUAACCCCCCUUAUUCAACAAUGGCGUUAAUCAGGAGAAGAAAACAACAAAACGACGUCGAUUUACCCAGCACCGACGACAACGAAAACAAAAGACUAAAACGAGGAAGAAAGAAUUAUACAUGUUUGGACAAUUGCUGCUGGUCAAUCGGAUGCAUUUGCACGGUGUGGUGGUUACUCUUGUUUUUAUACAAUACCAUGCCGGCCUCAUUCCCUCAAUACGUCACCGAGAAGAUCACCGGACCUCUGCCGGACCCUCCCGGCGUCAAGUGUUUAAAAGAGGGGCUGGGACCCAAGCAUCCGGUCGUGUUUGUUCCGGGGAUCGUCACCGGCGGGCUCGAGCUAUGGGAAGGCCAUGAAUGCGCCGAAGGUUUGUUCCGAAAGAGGCUUUGGGGUGGCACAUUUGGUGAAGUUUAUAAGAGGCCAUCAUGCUGGCUACAACAUAUGUCUCUAGACAAUAUAACCGGUUUGGACCCGUCUGGUAUACGGGUCAGGCCAGUCAGCGGUCUUGUUGCUGCUGAUUAUUUUGCUCCGGGCUAUUUUGUUUGGGCUGUUUUGAUCGCUAACUUGGCCCGUGUUGGUUACGAAGAAAAGAAUAUGUACAUGGCCGCGUAUGAUUGGAGACUAUCAUUUCAGAACACAGAGGUAAGAGAUCAGACGUUGAGUCGUUUAAAGAGCAAUAUAGAAUUAAUGGUUCAAAUAAACGGCGGUGAAAAGGCUGUUAUUAUUCCGCAUUCCAUGGGCGUUCUAUACUUUUUGCAUUUCAUGAAAUGGGUUGAAGCACCUGCUCCAAUGGGUGGUGGGGGUGGUCCAGAUUGGUGUGCUAAACACAUAAAGGCAGUGAUGAACAUCGGCGGACCGCUUUUGGGUGCACCAAAAGCUUUAGCAGGCCUUUUUUCGGCUGAGGCCAAAGAUAUUGCAUUUGCCAGGGGGAUUGCACCAGGGGUACUGGACUCUGAUGUAUUUCACAUUCAAACACUACAACACUUGAUGAGAAUGAGCCGCACGUGGGACUCAACAAUGUCCAUGAUUCCAAAAGGCGGUGAAACCAUCUGGGGCGGCCUAGAUUGGUCACCCGAGGAAGGGUAUUAUCCAAAUAACACAACUUCAGUUUCUAGUCAAAACGAGUCAAAAAGUAAAGCAAGAAAUCCUAAUUAUGGAAGAUUUAUAUCGUUCGGGAGAGAUGCGGCAGAGUUACAUUCGUCAGAAAUCCAACGUAUAGACUUUAGGGGUGCUGUGAAGGGUAGGAACUCUGCAAAUAGUACAUGUCGCGAAGUGUGGACGGAGUAUCAUGAGAUGGGGUCUGGUGGUAUCAAGGCGAUAGCGGAGUACAAGACUUAUACGGCUAACGACGUUGUGGACAUGCUUCAGUUUGUUGCUCCAAAGAUGAUGGAGCGGGGCAACACACACUAUUCACACGGGUUGGCUGACAAUCUAGACGACCCUAAAUACGCACAUUACAGACAUUGGUCCAACGCCUUGGAGACAAAGUUGCCAAAUGCAGCCGACAUGGAGAUAUACUCCAUGUACGGCGUUGGCAUUCCAACGGAACGGGCAUACGUUUAUAAACUGACACCCGCAACAGAACGCUGCUACAUCCCAUUCCAGAUAGACAACGCAGCGGGAGACACGGGUCUAAAAGACGGGGUGUACACGGUCGAUGGGGAUGAAACCGUACCCGCAUUGAGUGCGGGUUUCAUGUGUGCAAAAGGAUGGAGAGGGAAAACAAGAUUCAAUCCCUCCGGAAUCAAAACUUAUGUUCGGGAAUACCCUCAUAACCCGCCCUCCAACUUCCUCGAGGGCCGGGGAACCGAGAGUGGGGCCCACGUUGAUAUUCUCGGCAACUUUCAGUUGAUUGAAGAUUUAAUUAGAGUUGCAGCUGGUCAACAAUUGGAUGGAGAUAGAGUUUCUACAGAUAUAUUCAAAUGGUCCCAAAAAAUCAACUUAAAAUUGUAAAUAAAAUAUAUUCUUAUUUUUAUAUCCAUCAAACCUUUUUUUUGUUUGUGAUGA
Helianthus annuus (common sunflower) is the source of this 2050-nucleotide messenger RNA. Its product is annotated as phospholipid:diacylglycerol acyltransferase 1. The transcript is spliced from 6 exons. Lineage: Eukaryota; Viridiplantae; Streptophyta; Magnoliopsida; Asterales; Asteraceae. The record is from RefSeq and is a predicted model, not a curated record. Bases 62 to 1996 code for a protein of 644 amino acids. Gene Ontology annotation, cellular component: cytoplasm. Gene Ontology annotation, biological process: lipid metabolic process.